GUCUGCGCGGAGCCCGCCCGGCUCCCGCCGCUGCCGCUCAAUGCUGCGGCCGCGGGGCUGCGGGAGCCGCGCUCGCCGCGCACCUCGGGGCUGCGGGAGCCGCGCAGCAGCGCCCGCACCUGCGGAGCCGCGCCGGGCAUGAACCCCCCUCCCCGCCCAGGUAUUGGAAAUUUGACUGAAGGCUGCAUAUCAUGCACUGGAGAAGCCUGAGGCUGGCCUGAGGUCCCCAGGAGCCCGCUCUGCUCUGCCGUUCCCGGGCUGGGCUCUGCCCUGCAGCUGAAGAUGAGGCUGCUAUGGGAGCUGCUGGUGCUGCACUCGCUCUCGGUGUGCCUGGCAGAUGAGAACACCCUGCACGGGCCCGUGUUCCUGCAGGAGCCCGACAGCCUCAUCUUCCCCCUGGACUCGGAGGAGAGGAAAGUGAAGCUGAGCUGUGAAGUGAAGGGAAAUCCCAGACCAACCAUUGGGUGGAAGUUAAAUGGCAGCAGCAUUGACGUGGGCAUGGAUUAUCGCUACAGCCUGGUGGGAGGCAGCCUGCUGAUCAAUAAUCCCAAUAAAAGCCAGGAUGCUGGGAAUUACCAGUGUGUGGCAACAAACCCCUUCGGAACCAUCGUCAGCAGAGAGGCUCAGCUGCAGUUUGCCUACCUGGAGAACUUCAAGACCAGGACGCGGAGCACGGUGUCGGUGCGCCAGGGCCAGGGCAUGGUGCUGCUGUGUGGGCCCCCGCCCCACUCCGGGGAGCUGACCUACGCCUGGAUCUUCAACGAGUACCCGUCCUUCGUGCACCAGGACAGCCGGCGCUUCGUGUCGCAGGAGACCGGCAACCUCUACAUCGCCAAGGUGGAGGCGUCGGACGCGGGCAACUACACCUGCGUGGUGACCAACACCGUGACCAACAGCAGGGUCCUGGGGCCACCCACGCCCCUCGUGCUCAGGAACGACGGGGUGAUGGGAGAGUACGAGCCCAAAAUAGAAGUGCAGUUCCCAGAAACUGUUCCAUCUGCGAAAGGAACCACGGUGAAACUGGAGUGCUUUGCCUUGGGCAACCCAGUGCCCACCAUCAGCUGGAGGAGGGCGGAUGGGAAGCAGAUCCCCAGGAAGGCGCGGAGGCACCGCUCCAGCGGGCUCCUGGAGAUCCCCAACUUCCAGCAGGAGGACGCCGGGCCCUACGAGUGCGUGGCUGAAAACGUGAGGGGCAGGAACGUGGCACGAGGACAGCUGACAUUUUAUGCCCAGCCCAGCUGGACGCAGCGGAUCGGUGACGUGCGCGCGGCCAUCGAGGAGCGCGUGGCCUGGGAGUGCCGCGCCAGCGGCCGCCCCAAGCCCUCCUACCGCUGGCUCAAGGAUGGGGAGCCCCUGCUGCCACAGGGCAGAGUGCAGCUGGAGCAGGGCUCCCUCACCAUCCCCAACGUGAGCCUGGCGGACGCGGGCAUGUACCAGUGCGUGGCGGAGAACCGGCACGGCGUCAUCCUCGCCAGCGCCGAGCUCAGCGUCGUCGCCAUUGGUCCAGACUUUUCCAAAACCCUCCUGAAGAAGUUAACUCUUGUUAAAGUGGGUGGUGAAGUCAUCAUUGAGUGCAAGCCCAAAGCCUCCCCCAGACCUACUUAUUCUUGGAAGAAAGGAAAAGACAUCCUGAGAGAAAAUGAGAGAAUCACCGUUUUGGAUGACGGGAGCCUGCGGAUCGUCAACGUCACCAAAUCGGACGCGGGCAGUUACACGUGCGUGGCCACCAACCACUUUGGGACAGCGAGCAGCACGGGCAGCCUGGUGGUGAAAGAUCCCACCCGGGUGAUGGUGUCCCCUUUCAGCAUGGAUGUCACAGUUGGAGAGAGCAUCGUCCUGCCCUGCCAGGUGUCCCACGACCACUCCCUGGACAUCGCCUUCACCUGGUCCUUCAACGGGCACCUGAUCGACUUUGAGAAGGAUGGGGACCACUUCGAAAGGGUUGGAGGGCAGGAUUCAGCUGGUGAUUUGAUGAUCAGGAGCAUCCAGCUGAAGCACGCGGGGAAAUACGUCUGCAUGGUGCAAACAAGUGUGGACAAGCUCUCAGCUGCUGCAGACCUGAUUGUAAGAGGUCCCCCGGGUCCCCCUGAGGCCGUGACCAUCGACGAGGUGACCGACAGCACGGCGCAGCUGUCCUGGCGGCCGGGCGCCGACAACCACAGCCCCAUCACCAUGUUCGUGGUGCAGGCACGCACGCCCUUCUCGGUGGGCUGGCAGGCAGUGAGCACAGUCCCAGAGGUCAUCGACGGCAGGACGUUCACGGCCACGGUGGUGGGGCUGAACCCGUGGGUGGAGUACGAGUUCCGCGUGGUGGCCGCCAACCUGAUCGGCAUCGGGGAGCCCAGCAGGCCCUCGGAGAAGAGGAGGACGGAGGAGGCUCUCCCUGAGGUGACCCCAGCUAAUGUCAGCGGAGGUGGAGGCAGCAAGUCUGAGCUGGUCAUUACGUGGGAGACGGUGCCCGAGGAGCUGCAGAACGGGGGUGGCUUUGGCUACGUGGUGGCCUUCCGGCCGCUGGGCACGGUCAGCUGGAUGCAGACCGUGGUGGCCUCGCCGGACGCCGCCCGCUACGUGUUCCGCAACGAGAGCCUGCCGCCCUUCUCGCCCUACGAGGUCAAAGUGGGCGUCUACAACAACAAGGGGGAAGGCUCCUUCAGCCCCGUCACCGUCGUCUACUCGGCAGAGGAAGAGCCAACGAGAGCCCCAACCACUGUUCUGGCCAGAAGCCUUUCUGCCUCAGACGUCGAAGUUUCUUGGGCUCCCCCGUGGGAGAACCAGCACAAAGGAAGAAUACAGGGAUAUGAGGUGCGCUGCUGGCGGCACGACGAGAAGGAGGAGAACGCCAGAAGGAUCCGCACGGUGGGGAACCAGACCUCCACCAGAGUCAGCAACCUGAGGGGCAAUGCCCUCUACCACCUGGCAGUCAGGGCCUACAACACGGCGGGCACCGGCCCCCCCAGCGCCGCCGUCAACGUCACCACCAAGAAGCCACCACCCAGCCAGCCCCCCGGGAACAUCGUGUGGAAUUCAUCCGACUCCAAGAUCAUCCUGAACUGGGACCAGGUGAAAGCCUUGGACAACGAGUCAGAAGUGAGAGGCUACAAAGUCCUGUACAGGUGGAACAGGCAGAGCAGCACGUCUGUCAUAGAAACAAACAAAACCUCGGUGGAGCUGUCCCUGCCCUUUGAGGAGGAUUACAUCAUCGAGAUCAAACCCUUCAGCGACGGCGGCGACGGCAGCAGCAGCGAGCAGAUCCGAAUCCCAAAGAUUUCCAAUGCCUACGCCAGAGGCUCGGGCUCGUCCACCUCCAGCGCCUGCACCCUGUCAGCCCUCAGCACAAUCAUGAUCUCCCUCACAGCCCGCUCCAGUUUAUGACAACAAUGACACCCAGGACUGCUUCUUUAUAAUAUAAGCAACAUUUAGCUAGUUGUUUUGGAGACACCCAGUACUAAGUAAUAUUGUGGUUUGAGUACAUCUUACUACUGGAAAAAAACAAAUGUUUAUGCUUCUUUAGGAAUGGCAUUAUACUUCCUCAAAGCAAAUAUAGCUUUGUCUGAAGUUUCCUUGGAAACUCUGCAAUGCACUGAAAACAUCUGUAAUAUGAUGUUACCAAAGCAGUUUACAUAUGUCCUUAUAUGCAUAUUUUUUAUUAUAUAUUUAGUGUUUUAUAGAAUUUUUUAAAGUUAACAUACGAUGUAGAUAUUAAUUUUUUUCCUCUGCUAUAAAAUGCUACGGACGACAUUAUCACGGAAAUAUUGUUUGGGAUUUUUUCCUUUUGCGACGGAGAGUUCCAGGCUGUUCCUGGCAGAUUGGCUGGAGCUGCCUGCACACUUGGACAGGGCAGAACUGAUCCAGACCCGGACUGAGCUCCACUGGCAGCUCCUGUGCUGAACCCAGUGCCUCUAACACGUUCUGGCCAGAGCCCUGAGCAGGACAAACUCCAGACCCUCAGAGGAGCAGAAUUUUGGGCAGCCACGUGGUUUUUGGUUGGUUGUGGACUACAGGACACGUAGCCAAUGUUGGGGCACGGUGCAGCGAGGAGGGGCUGUGCAAUUGCUUUGUCUUGAUCACAGUUAGCAUCACACGGUGGGAAAAUGCAGAUCCUGCAGAGCUGUGACCUCUGGAGAGCUCAUUCCAAGGAAAUCCCUCACGUUUGGGAUUAAUUUCCAGGAAAUUGAAACACGGCCGCUCUGAGACACAAAGCUGCUCUGGGCUCGUUCUUUGGGACACAACUCCUCAUCCUCGGAAACUCCACUCUCCAGAGAAUGCCUGGGAACUGGGCCCGGUGCUGCCCCGGCUCCCGGUUAUCCGUGGAAAAGCGGGAAUCUCCCGGAGAUCCCCGCUGGAAGUUUGCCUUUCCUUUUAGAACCUCCAGACGCCUGGAGGCAGAACAGAGCCACAGCAGAAAACAGCACUAUCCACACUGGAAUAACUCUUCUCAAGAGAAGGACUGUUUGUUACUACGGGGAAUUUUGUAAGUUCGGACGGGAUAACGCUGGAAAAGGCAACGGAAUUUUCUAUACAAUUUUCAACUUUCAAUGCGCUGCAGUGGUAUUUUUUUUUCUUUUUCUCCUGAUAGCUUGAAUUUGCCUGUAACUUGUCCUUUUUGCUUACAAAAUAAUACAGUUAACUUUUAGACCUUCUAAAUAUAUUUAUUCAGUAACUCAUAAUCAGGAUUCCACUUGUGUAAAAGUCAGGGGUGUUGACCAGAGAAAUAUUGUCAGUAUUUCAAGCUGUGUUCCUUUCUUAGUUUGAUAUGGUUACUUCUAUGUAAAAAAAAUAAAAUUAAAAAAACCUUUAAAAAAAUCCACAAAACCAAGAAAAAUGAAAUUUAAAAAAAAGCUUCUGUAGUUUUCUCCCCGGUGUAAAUGAUAUUUAUCAGUGAUCUAGCAGAUGUAAUCUUUUUUUAAAGGUAUUGGUAAUAAAUAUUCUGUCAUUUGUAAAGAUA
This is a messenger RNA of Prinia subflava (tawny-flanked prinia), 4945 nucleotides long. Its product is annotated as contactin-4. NCBI's taxonomy places the organism in Eukaryota, Metazoa, Chordata, Aves, Passeriformes, Cisticolidae. Gene Ontology annotation, cellular component: plasma membrane; axon. The coding region runs from base 283 to 3372 and encodes 1029 amino acids. Gene Ontology annotation, biological process: brain development; axon guidance; cell-cell adhesion. The transcript is spliced from 24 exons. The record is from RefSeq and is a predicted model, not a curated record. Gene Ontology annotation, molecular function: cell-cell adhesion mediator activity.